Dendrobium catenatum is the source of this 1747-nucleotide messenger RNA. RefSeq lists its product as uncharacterized. The transcript has 6 exons. The record is from RefSeq and is a predicted model, not a curated record. Bases 404 to 1420 code for a protein of 338 amino acids. NCBI's taxonomy places the organism in Eukaryota, Viridiplantae, Streptophyta, Magnoliopsida, Asparagales, Orchidaceae.
AACUCUCUUCGCCGUUCCCUCUUUAGGCCAAAGCUUUAUCCUCUCUGGACAGGCUCGCUCCUUUUCUUCCCACUUCUUCCUCAGGCGAAAGCUUAGGCGGUCUAUCGCUUUCUCUUAGUUCAGGGAAAGCCAACCCUAUCUUCGCCUCGCUUCUUCCUUCAUCGCCGGAGUUCCGGCUGGGCGAGGUUCUCCAAGUGGUUGCCAAUUCUGUUUUUUAUAUCGGAUCAACAUCAGGAGCUUGAGUUGUAUCCAAGGACAAAUUGGUAGACUGAAAGAUCCAGCUUGCAAUGUGCAUACUUUGCCUGUGAUUCUAUCAAACAAAAGGAAGCAAAUAAUAGUUUUUAUCUUCUGAAGUCAAUGCCCCAAAGUUUGUGCUCUGAAUAAUGAUUUAAUAUAGUGGGCAAUGGUAUCAAUGGAUCUCCAAAUACAGGGCCCUCAUCCUUCCCUGUUUUUGAGACCUAAAUCAUGCAAGAGAGGGAUCAAUUUGGGAUCUUUUGCUUCUUUUCAUGUUAGCAGAAGGGAUAAUUUUGUGUCAUUGAAACACCGGCUAUGCCUGAGCGCUCAUUCUGUCCUGGCUAAGAGAAGAACUCUUAUGGUCUUAUCUUUUAAAGGCAAUUCACAAAAUGAUGGAUCAGACAGCAGACACAGAAGUUCAAGAUUAGCUAAGGCCCCUUUUCAGCUUUCCCCAACGCAGAAGGAGAUAGAAGAAACCACUACAGAGUCUUUUGAUGCACAAAAUCAUCUAUCCUUUGAGUCCCAAGAAAGAGAAGAUUCCAAUGGUGGAUCUCUUGCGAUACAAAAAUUGUUCAGAAAGUGGCUUAUCAUGUUAACAACACAGACAUCUAGUCCAAAAGUAUGCGAGGCUUUUGAGGAAAAACCAUUUAAGAGCGAAGUUCCUGAGUAUAAGCAAGUAACAGUGAGUUCAAAGGCCUUGAAAUUGCUGCAGGUUUCCUUCAUGUACUUUCUCAGGCUGGAUGCUUCAAUUAGCCUUCCAUUGGUGAUAUUCAUCCCCUGGUUUUUGACGAUCAGAAUAGUGUAUGGAGCUGAAGUCACUAAAGAAUUGACCCCUCUUUGGAUUAUUGGGCCAUUAGUCCUUGCCCUCUAUAUAAAUAUCAUAAAGGGCCUUUGCUCUCUCUAUACUUUCUGCUUCAUGCAAGCAGUAAAUCUUGUGAAAAAUCUUCCAGCCUACUGUCUUCUUCUUCACAGCUACAUCGUUGAAGGAAAGCUUCAAUCAACUCUCUGGUUCUAUUUAAUCAAGCCAUUUGCAGACAUCAAGAACAUGGAUCACAAGGAGUUCUUCAGAAGUAAGAUCAAGCAGGUGCAGGGAUGGGCAGUGGACAAAUAUCUGGAUUGUAUUGAAUCCAUAUGGCCUUAUUACUGCAGAACCAUCAGAUUCUUGAAGAAGGCAAAUCUAAUUUGAAUGAUUUGUAUUUUGUGUUCUUGAUUCCUCAGAGGAGUUUAGUUAUUGCUGCUGAUUAUUUAUCUCCCAAAGAAAAUUAACUUUUGCGGGAUUGGAGCAACCUAAUCAAUGAGGAGGUAUUUCCUUUCUGAUUUCUGAAGCCAUGAGAGUUUAGGAAGAUGGAUUUAUGUUCUGCAGAUGGUCCUUAUCUGCUGGACCUGAUUCUGUAGUUCUGUUUUUUGCUGUAAAAUUUCAAUAUAUAUUCAGAAGAAACUGUGACAAAAUAGAAAUUCUAUUUGAUGUUAUUUGAAUUGGUGUAAUAUUCAAUUGCAUUGUUCAUUUUAAUAA